Telopea speciosissima is the source of this 1233-nucleotide messenger RNA. RefSeq names its product annexin-like protein RJ4. Gene Ontology annotation, cellular component: cytoplasm. The record is from RefSeq and is a predicted model, not a curated record. Gene Ontology annotation, molecular function: calcium-dependent phospholipid binding; calcium ion binding. Lineage: Eukaryota; Viridiplantae; Streptophyta; Magnoliopsida; Proteales; Proteaceae. Bases 90 to 1037 code for a protein of 315 amino acids. The transcript has 6 exons.
CAAUAUUAGGAGCCUCACUUCACUUGACACUGAUCACAGAGAAAGAGAAAGAGAAAGGAGAGUCUCUAAAGAGUAGGAAGAGCUCAACAAUGGCUACCCUCAUAGCUCCUGACCACCCUUCUCCUGUUGAAGAUGCAGAGGCUCUCAGGAAGGCUUGUGAAGGAUGGGGAACAAAUGAGAAAUCUAUAAUCUCAAUACUUGGUCACAGAAAUGCAGUUCAAAGGAAACAAAUCAGGCAAGCUUAUGAAGAGAUCUACCAUGAGGAUCUUAUCAAGAGACUUGAGUCUGAGCUAUCUGGGAAUUUUGAGAAAGCAGUAUAUCGCUGGAUGCUAGACCCACCCAACAGAGAUGCAGUGUUAGCUAAUGUGGCAUUAAAGGAUGUGAACAAGGAUUACCGGGUGAUUAUUGAAAUCGCGUGUAUUUACUCCCCUGAUGAGCUCUUGGCAGUGAAGCAGGCCUACCAUUCUCGAUACAAGCAUUCCCUAGAAGAAGACAUAGCCUCUCAUACCAAAGGCGAUUUCCGAAAGCUUUUGGUUGCAUUAGUGGGCACUUAUAGGUAUGAUGGUGAUGAGAUAAAUGCAAGUUUAGCAAGGUCAGAGGCCAAUAUCCUUCAUGAAGCAAUUCGCGGAACUGCCUUUAACCAAGAAGAGAUAAUUAGAAUCUUGGGCACAAGGAGUAAAGCACAGCUCAAUGCAACUUUCAACCACUACAGGGAUGAACAUGGCAUUUCCAUCACCAAGAACCUGUCAGGGGAUUCCAAAGAUGAAUUUUUAGGUGCUUUGCACACUACCAUCAGGUGCAUCUAUGCCCCUCAAAAGUACUUGGCAAAGGUGUUACGCAAUGCAAUUAGUAAAGCGGGGGCUGAUGAAGAUGAUAUUACGCGUGUGAUUGUUACACGUGCAGAGAAGGAUUUGAAGGAUAUCAAGGAGCUUUAUCACAAAAGAAACAGUGUGCCUCUUGAGCAUGCCAUAGGAAAGGCAACCUCAGGAGACUACAAGGCUUUCCUGAUCUCUUUGGUAGGGACUGAGGGGCAUUAGUUAAAUAUGUUCUUCAAAUUUGAAGUCAUUAGGUUUGAGGUUGGUGUGUGGAGUGUAGGCUUUAGUUUAUUGUUGAUUAGGGACAAGAAGUUUUUAAUGAACUGGGGUGUGUGAAUCAUAUUUGCUGGUCUAUUCCUGCAGUUUGUGUAGUGUUCAGGGCUCAGACUCUUUCUAUAUAUGCACUCUUGAUUUCUAA